This is a messenger RNA of Orycteropus afer afer, 1530 nucleotides long. It is a transcript of the gene BEST2, whose product is annotated as bestrophin 2. The coding region runs from base 1 to 1530 and encodes 509 amino acids. The transcript is spliced from 9 exons. The record is from RefSeq and is a predicted model, not a curated record. Lineage: Eukaryota; Metazoa; Chordata; Mammalia; Tubulidentata; Orycteropodidae. Gene Ontology annotation, molecular function: chloride channel activity.
AUGACCGUCACGUACACAGCCCGCGUGGCGAACACGCGCUUCGGCGGCUUCUCGCAGCUGCUGCUGCUGUGGCGCGGGAGCAUCUACAAGUUGCUGUGGCGAGAGCUGCUCUGCUUUCUCGGGCUCUACAUGGCGCUGAGCGCCGCCUACCGCUUCGUGCUGAGCGAAGACCAGAAGCGCUACUUCGAGAAGCUUGUCAUUUACUGCGACCAGUACGCCAGCCUCAUCCCGGUCUCCUUCGUACUUGGCUUCUACGUGACCUUGGUUGUGCACCGCUGGUGGGACCAGUACCUAUGCAUGCCGUUGCCCGACGCGCUCAUGUGCGCGGUGGUGGGCACGGUGCAUGGGCGCGACGAGCGCGGUCGCCUCUAUCGACGCACGCUGAUGCGCUACGCGGGACUCUCAGCGGUGCUUAUCCUGCGCUCAGUCAGCACUGCAGUCUUCAAGCGCUUCCCCACCGUAGACCAUGUGGUGGAGGCUGGGUUUAUGACCCGCGAAGAGCGCAAAAAGUUCGAAAACCUCAAUUCGUCCUACAACAAGUUCUGGGUGCCCUGCGUCUGGUUCUGCAACCUGGCGGCGCAGGCCCGGCGCGAGGGCCGCAUCCGCGACAACAGCGCCCUCAAGCUGCUGCUCGAGGAGCUGAAUAUGUUCCGCGCCAAGUGUGGGAUGCUCUUUCACUACGACUGGAUAAGCGUACCCCUUGUCUACACCCAGGUGGUGACCAUCGCAGUGUACAGCUACUUCCUGGCCUGCCUCAUCGGUCGCCAGUUCCUGGACCCAGGGCAGGGCUACAAAGGCCACGACCUGGACCUGUGCGUGCCUAUCUUCACUCUGCUGCAGUUCUUCUUCUAUGCCGGCUGGCUCAAGGUGGCGGAGCAGCUCAUCAACCCCUUCGGAGAGGAUGAUGACGACUUUGAGACCAACUUUCUGAUCGACCGCAACUUCCAGGUGUCCAUGCUGGCGGUGGACGAGAUGUACGACGACCUGGCCAUGCUGGAGAAGGAUCUGUACUGGGACGCGGCCGAGGCUCGCGCCCCCUACACGGCGGCCACCGCCUUCUUGCGGCAGCAGCCCUCCUUCCAGGGCUCCACCUUCGACAUCACCCUGGCCAAGGAAGACAUGCAGUUCCAGCGGCCGGACGGCCUGGACUUGCAGAUGGGCGAGACGCACGGCGAUUUCCUGCAGCGCCUCCUGCCGGUGGCUGCGGGCACGGCGGGAGGCCUGCUGGGCCGGCGCCUGUCGCUGUUACGCCGCAAGAACAGCUGCGUGUCAGAAGCGUCCACGGCCGCCAGCUGCGCGUGCGCCACCGCCCCGGAUGGCGCGGCCCCGGAGUGCCGCUGCGAGGACCCGCUGCUCGACCCGUACCUGCGGGAGCCGGAGGCCGAGCUCCUCGCGGGUCCCGAGCCUCUCGCGCCCGUAGUCGGGCCUGCCGCUGAACCUUUCACCUUGGUGUCCAUGCCUGGGCCCCGAGGCCCGGCGCCGCCCUGGCUGCCCAGCCCUAUUGGCGAGGAAGAGGAGAACCUGGCCUGA